Messenger RNA from Lagenorhynchus albirostris (white-beaked dolphin), 1608 nucleotides. It is a transcript of the gene CTSZ, whose product is annotated as cathepsin Z. Gene Ontology annotation, cellular component: lysosome. The record is from RefSeq and is a predicted model, not a curated record. Gene Ontology annotation, molecular function: cysteine-type endopeptidase activity. Lineage: Eukaryota; Metazoa; Chordata; Mammalia; Artiodactyla; Delphinidae.
AUGACGCCGGCCCUGCCUGUCAUAACACUGACGCACGUGGACCUCCUUGGAGAAUCCCAGGGCGCCUUCAGAACAUCCAGGUCUCCCAACACGGCAGGGCCGGGCGGGGCGGCCGGGGCGAAGGCUGGCGGAGGAGCUACCGGCGCGGGAUGCGAGUUAGGAUCCGAGUUGGGAUUCGAGUCGGGGUCAGAUCGCGCCGGCGAGGGAGCCGUGGCGUCGUCUGGGCCGGCGCAGCUGGUGCUACUGCUGCUCGUGCUGCCGGCGGGCGCGGCGCGGGCCGGCCUCCACUUCCGCCCGGGCCGCGGCUGCUACCGGCCCCCGGGGGACCAGCUCACCCAGCUGGGGCGCAGGACAUAUCCCCGGCCUCACGAGUACCUGUCCCGAUCGGAUCUGCCCAAGAGCUGGGACUGGCGCAACGUGAAUGGGGUCAACUACGCCAGUGUCGCCAGGAACCAGCGCAUCCCCCAGUACUGUGGCUGCUACUGGGCCCACGGCAGCACCAGUGCCAUGGCGGACCGGAUCAACAUCAAGAGGAAGGGAGCGUGGCCCUCCGUACUGCUGUCCGUGCAGCACGUGAUCGACUGCGGCAAUGCUGGCUCGUGCGAGGGGGGCAAUGACCUGCCGGUGUGGGAGUACGCCCACCGGCACGGCACCCGAUGUAACAACUACCAGGCCAAGGACCAAGAGUGUGACAAGUUUAACCAGUGUGGAACAUGCACUGAAUUCGGAGAGUGCCACGUCAUCAAGAACUACACCCUCUGGAAAGUUGGCGACUACGGCUCCGUCUCCGGGAGGGAAAAGAUGAUGGCAGAAAUCUAUGCGAAGGGGCCCAUCAGCUGCGGUAUAAUGGCAACGGAGAAGAUGUCUAACUACACCGGCGGCAUCUAUGCUGAAUACCACAACAGGGCCUACAUAAACCACAUAGUCUCCGUGGCCGGCUGGGGUGUCAGCCAUGGGACGGAGUACUGGAUCGUCUGGAAUUCGUGGGGCGAACCAUGGGGUGAGCGGGGCUGGAUGCGCAUAGUGACCAGCGCCUACAGAGGUGGCAAGGGUGCCGACUACAACCUUGCCAUCGAGGAGAGCUGCACAUUUGGGGACCCCAUCGUUUAAGGCAGACGUCUCCAGAGGAGCGGCUCUUAAAGAGAUGAUCGCAUGAGCCGUAACCAGAGGGGAUCCCACCUUCACGGGCACUGGGGUGGUACUGCCGUGGUUUGAAGGAACUGGGGGGUUGGCAGUCACAUACGUGAUGGCCGGUGAAGGCCCUGGGCGCCCAGGAGGGACGGCCGCCGCGAUGCCGCACGGGCUGAACGCGUUCUGGGGUGGGGCGGGGAGUCGCGGCGGGGGGACGACCCAGCACCUGCACAGGACGGCUUCCUGCCGGGAGGACGGCAGCGCACCAUCUACCUGAAGAAGCGUGAGCCACCAGGCAGUGAAUGAUUUGACCUCAAUGAUUUGGCGACUGUGGUCUGUGAUGUAUUUAAGAGGUGGAACAUUUCAGGCUUGUCAUCACCAGUUCCUCUGUCACCCUGCAGUCAAUGGUGGGGCCGAGGGGGGAUGGCGAUCUCAAGUUGCCCAAGGGAUGAAUAAAAUGCACACUUCACAGCAGAA